This is a messenger RNA of Coturnix japonica (Japanese quail), 1090 nucleotides long. RefSeq names its product mitochondrial transcription rescue factor 1 (gene MTRES1). Lineage: Eukaryota; Metazoa; Chordata; Aves; Galliformes; Phasianidae. Gene Ontology annotation, molecular function: RNA binding. Gene Ontology annotation, cellular component: mitochondrion. The record is from RefSeq and is a predicted model, not a curated record. Gene Ontology annotation, biological process: regulation of mitochondrial transcription.
GGCAACGAGGCGGAGGGAAACGCGGGGCCAACGUGACCCCCAAGCGGCGGGACGGGCCGCGGUCGGGCCUGGGCGGCCGUCAACGGCGGGGCCUGGGCCGAGGGUGCGCAAUGACUGGCUUCAGGCUGCCCGUUACCGUGUUUAGAAAACUGAAUGUCUGGGUUGGACUGUGGGAGAAAUUCCCCUCUAAUAAACCCUUUCUCUCUUGGAGAAGAAGCAUAUUCUGUAGCUGUCAAGCAAGUACAGUAAACGACCGAAGAUGGUUUAGCUUUUCCCCAGUAAAACUCUGUGCACUAAGACUUUCUCCAGAGUAUAUCUCAGUACUCUCUCUGCGGAACAAAAGUAGCAAAAGCUCUAAGAGGAGCAGACGAACUUUACAGGAGGAGGAGGAGGAAGAAGAGGAGGCAGAUGAACAAGAAAGCGAUUUGGAAGAUGAAUUGGAAAACGACCUCAACGUAGUAAAAGAUUACAAAGAUCUUGAAAAAGUGGUGCAGUCUCUGCGAUACGACGUGGUCAUGAAAGCUGGCUUAGACAUUGCAAGAAAUAAAGUAGAAGAUGCAUUCUACAAUAACGAACUCAGGCUGAAUGGAGAAAAACUGUGGAAGAAAAGUAGAACUGUGAAAAUUGGUGACACGCUGGAUCUCUUAAUAGGUGAAGAUAAAGAAACAGGAACUGCUGUAGUGAUGCGGGUAGUCUUAAAAAAAGUAUCUGACAAGACUGAGAGUGAAAAAUACAGAGUAAUUUUAAGGCGCUGGAAAAACCUGAAGGUGCCCAAACAGGACGUACUGAAGUAGCAGGGGGUUGCACGUGGCAGCAUGAGAUUUUUAUUUUGCAGAAAACCGUGUUGUUUGUUGUUAAAUAAGAAUUUUGGUUAAACAAAAUGACAGUACCCUUUUUAAGGGCUCGUGUUAGAAAUAUCUCCCUCUGCUGUGUACAUCAAUGCUCCUGUGGUAAACGGCUGUCACUUCUUGCAGUUAGUUUUGUUUCAUGAUACUGUGGGAUAAAAUACUCUACCCUCGUAUCUCCAGGCAGUUUCCUUACAGAUGUUAUAUAUAAUGACUCAAUAAAGACGAAUUUGAUCACUGUUUAA